AUCCCCUUGUAUCCCUCUUGCUUUUAAAUUUUUCAUUACCGCAAUACAUCCUGAAAGGAGUUACCAUAAGAAAUGUUUUAUUUUCGGAGGGUACCGCACUUUCCAGCAGAAAGCUUUUAGUGUAUCCACUGUGGGACCAUAAAAUUCUGGUGGUUUUAUCUUGUCAGGAUAGACCCGUUCCACAUGAUAACCUGAUUGUACCGAGUAUUUCCCAUUGUUAGUAAAAUGUCAUCCAUUCCUAUCUUUCAUCGGAUUUCUACUUAAUGAAAUACUUUUAAUAAUUUUUACAUCAUGAAGAUCCACCAAAGUCCUGAUUACAUGUAAAUUCCAAGUUCGAGAUUCCGGAUUAAUGAGAGAAUCCAUUGUGAGGUCCGGGUAAUUUAAACUUAUGUGUAAGAAUGAGUUUUAAUUAUAAAAUAAAUCUCAAACUAUAUGCAAAAAAAUAAUCAUAAAACUAUAAUAAAAUGAUUUAUUAUUUUAUAUUAAAUUAAAACAUUACAUAACUCAUAUCUUGGACAAUAUAAAAAUCACUGAAAAGCAAAAAAAAAUUGCUCGAUAAAUUGGAAGUUCGUUUCCUUUCUCUAAGUGAAACUUGUACACCUUUUUGUGUGUUCAUUAGUUGGUUCUCUCGCGAAGACUUGUGUUGAAAGAGCGGCCAAGUGAUCUCUCUCUCUGUCUCUUUCUCUUCGGUGCUUGAGAAAUCACACUGCAAUGCAAAGCUGAAACAUCUCUUGUCUUUCUUGGAAAGCCUUUUCAGGUGUUUGUGCAGACAGUUCUUAAGAUGGUUGAAGAAAACAAUCCUAUGGAAGGUGGUUCUUGUGAGGAAGAAUUUGCCUGUGGUGAUCCCAAAGUUGAUGUACGUGUUGGGGAUGAAUAUCAGGCUGAGAUACCUCCUAUGAUCUCUGAUCCAGAGAACCCCCCUCUAGCUUCAGAUGAUCUUGGCUCUGGUUCCUUCGUGGUUGGACUACCUCUCCAAGUAACGUGGAUAGACACCAAAUUUAAAGAUAGACAAGGGCUUGGAGAUGACCAUGUCGACAUGAGCGAGUCUCUCAAAUCUCUGAAAAAUAAACGAAGCCGCAGGAACACGGGAACUAAGCAGCGGAGGAUGACUCUUGAAGCUGUGCCGGAGACACCAUCGAGUUCUUGGGAUGAUCUGGAAGUAGAUGGAUUUGUUCUUGGUUUAUAUACAUUCGGGAAGAACUUUACUCAGGUGAAGAAGCUGUUAGAGAGCAAAGAAACAGGAGAUAUACUUUCGUUUUACUACGGAAGGUUCUACAAAUCUGCUAAACACAAGGUUUGGUCUAACGCACUCAAGAAGCAAAGCAGGAAAUGUAUACAAGGCAAGAAGCUCUAUUCAGGUUGGAGGCUACAACACCUGUUGUCCCGUUUGAUUCCCAGCAUCACCGAUGAAUCUCAGAAAAAUAAGCUUGUGAAUGUUUCAAAGUCAUUUGCUGAAGGGAAUAUAUCUCUGGAGAGAUACAUUAUUGGAGUGAAAGAACUAGUAGGUCUCCAAUCUCUUGUAGAAGCCGUAGCGAUCGGUAGAGACAAAGAUCUGACAGUCCUAACAACAGAACCAGCGAAAUCGAAACAGUGGUUCACAGUCUCCUCUGCUGGUUUAGGAGCAUACACUUCACUCACAUCUGAGGAAAUAAUAGAAAAACUUGAUGGCGGUUCCCGUCUAAGCAAAGCCCGUUGCAAUGAUAUCUUUUGGGACGCUGUGUGGCCGCGUUUGCUAGCCAGAGGGUGGCAUUCUGAGCAGCCAAAGGACACCAAAUCUAAAGACAACAUCGUCUUCCUCAUCCCUGGGGUAGAAACGUUCUCUAGACGGAAACUCGUUAAACAGAAUCAUUACUUUGAUUCCAUCGCUGACAUUCUCAAAAAAGUUGUUGCCGAGCCUGAGCUUCUUGAAUUUGAGACAGCAGACAUCAGACCUUCCAGUGAAGAGACUAAUUACCAACACUCUAAGCACCGUUACCUCAGGUCUCCAGACUCUUGUUCUAAUCAUAUGAAGUUCACUGUUGUGGACACUACUAGUUUGGCAUCAGGAGGCAAGUUGUGUGCAUUUCGAGAGUUGAAGAAUCCUGAUAACAGCCCUUCUGUGGAAAGAUCCCAAAUGAUGCCGUUGGAGCAAGCCAAGUUUGCUGGUGAAUGUAAAUGGGAAAAGAAGGGAAUGAAGAAACUGGUGGAAGAGCCGGCGAGGUUCAUGAUUGUGGAUACAAGUGGGCAGUCAUCAGGGAUAAGGAGACGGAGACAUUUGCCCGAUAAUGAGAACCAAUCAGGUAACAAUACAGGUGUGACUUGGGAGUUUCCUAAGCUGUCUGGUGAGACUUUGGAGAAUGUUGGGUCAAAGAAGAGGUCUGUCCGAAAAUCAUCCGAAUCUUUUCCUUUCACUAAGCGAAGGCGGCUCAGUACAUGUGUAAGGAAAGAUAUAGAACGUUUUGGUCAAAGUCCGAAGUUAUCGGUUGAGUUGAUGAACAUCAAGACUGAGAAAUCAGAAGAAACUGAACCAAAUGGGUUAUGUUCACUGGAGAAACAACAACAAGAGGACUCAAAUCGGUUGUGUUGGGACAAAAAAAGCUCUUCAAAUGAUAUGGAAGCUUCUCAACAGCACGAGAAACCUAUUCAGCUUCCUUCCAUGCCAGGCUCAAACAAGAGGACUUGUCUUUCCACUCAUCAAACUGCAUCAAUAAAACAAGAAGAAGAGGAAGAGCUGAACCAACAGACAAACACAGAUAUUCCAAGAAGACAAAGCACAAGAAAGAGGCCAUUGACAACUCGUGCUCUUGAAGCUCUUGAAUCGGGAUUUUACACAGCAAAGAGCUUGAAAAGUACAUCUAAACCGAUAAAACGCGAAAGGUCUACAAGGAUCAAGCACUCAGCCAAAGCGACUCAAAGUGAGUCAGACAAUGGUUUUGUUGUAAAGGAAACCACAUCAAGUAAACCAGAGGGUUUGGAACGGAGCUUUCUUGCGGAUAAAGCAACAAACGUGAGUAAGCCUGUAGAUCAAACAGAGGAUUCGAACAAGGUGACAACCGACUCCCCUAAACGUCCUCCAAUUCUUUUAAAGUUUCCUUUUAAGCGUCGUUGAACAAGUGUUAAAAACUCUUGUAUGAGUCUUUUUUUUGGGCGUUUACUUGAUCUGAAGAAAUGUGUAUAGAAGACGAAAGCUCCUUGGACAGAUUUUUUUUUUUUCUUUUUCAUUUUCUUUUGUUUCUUUGCCUCAUAGAAUCUGAUUCAUUUUACA
This is a messenger RNA of Brassica napus (rape), 3244 nucleotides long. RefSeq lists its product as uncharacterized. Gene Ontology annotation, molecular function: transcription corepressor activity. Lineage: Eukaryota; Viridiplantae; Streptophyta; Magnoliopsida; Brassicales; Brassicaceae. The record is from RefSeq and is a predicted model, not a curated record. The coding region runs from base 782 to 3088 and encodes 768 amino acids. The transcript has 3 exons. Gene Ontology annotation, cellular component: nucleus.